AUGGGAAUACUUUUCUGCGUGUGCCUCAUGAUUUAUCCGAUAUUUACUGAAACACGUAAAUUGCCAUACGAUAUCUACAUCCCCACAAUCGACAUACUGAGCUCACCUCAGUAUGAAAUCGCUUACGUCACUUUGUUCGCAUUGACUCAAAUCAAAAUAUUACAACAUCAGCUGGCAACACUAAAAACUAAAACCAUUGGAAAGAGAGCAGAAAAGUUGGAUUUAACCGUCAACAAAAUCAUCGAAAAUCACUUGCGGAUAAUGGACCAUGUGCAGGACCUUAAUUCGCUUAUCUCCCACAUCUGUUUAAUCGAGUGCUUACUGUUUGGUGCGUUGCUGUGCGGUCUGCUCUACCUCCUAACGACGACCGAGAAUCAAAGCCUAUUUGUCUUGAUAAUAGUGUACUUUAACACCAUAGUAGCACAGGUUUUUAUUCUAUACUGGCAUGCCAAUGAAGUACGCGAGGAAAGUCUUGCGAUCGCUGAUAGUGCCUAUGCUGGACCAUGGACAGAAUAUGAUGAAUCCGUUAGGCAAAAACUUUUACUGAUCAUCCUCAGAGCCCAGCGCCCGUUGGAGAUUAAACUGGGCAACAGCUUUCCAAUGACGCUGGAGAUGUUUCAAUCUUUGCUCAACGCAUCUUACUCGUUCUACACAAUACUAAGACGAUUUAAAAACUAGGAAAUCUAGUCACGCGCACAAAAGUUUUACCUUUUUCAAUAGAGUGGUUAAUAUGUGCACUGCACCCUGGCGGAAACCGUAACCGGAUUAUGACAUCUUAAUGUCAUCAUAUGCUGUACUGCAACCAUAUGUUUUUGUGAGAAGCGAAUUUCUGCAGAACAAAAAUUCCUAUGCAGCUACGACACCUCUUUGCACCUAAAAAUUAAGUUAUACUUUUCACACAAUCACUUUUAUAGAGAAAAAACUGAUUUUA
This is a messenger RNA of Wyeomyia smithii (pitcher-plant mosquito), 931 nucleotides long. Its product is annotated as odorant receptor Or2-like. Gene Ontology annotation, molecular function: olfactory receptor activity; odorant binding. Gene Ontology annotation, biological process: detection of chemical stimulus involved in sensory perception of smell; sensory perception of smell. The record is from RefSeq and is a predicted model, not a curated record. Gene Ontology annotation, cellular component: plasma membrane. The transcript is spliced from 4 exons. NCBI's taxonomy places the organism in Eukaryota, Metazoa, Arthropoda, Insecta, Diptera, Culicidae. The coding region runs from base 1 to 678 and encodes 225 amino acids.